Blepharisma stoltei is the source of this 2343-nucleotide messenger RNA. Lineage: Eukaryota; Ciliophora; Heterotrichea; Heterotrichida; Blepharismidae. The record is from the annotation of a GenBank genome assembly.
AUGCUUCAUGAAAUUUUAUUAGGUUUACUAGGAGAAAUUGGCGGCGUAAUUGAAGAAGUUAACGGAGUUUUUCAGGUUCGUGAAGACUGCUAUUUUUUAAAUAAAUCUGAGCAAGAGUUAAUUAACAGAAUCUUAAGAGUUGCAGGACACUAUAAAUAUCUUGAAAGGUUUUCUACAAGAUAUGGCGCAAUGAACGCUGGGUUAACCCAAAUCGUAAAUUUAAGAGGCUCAGAUGACGAAGAAUCACCUGGACUUUAUUUAAAAGCAUUAUGCCGAGGGAUUAAAGACUUAUUAGAAGAAUACAGAAGUAAAAUUGCAUCAAUAGAGCAAGAAUACUUAAAAGGCCGCACUUUGACUAUUCCAAGCUUGCUAGAUUUGGUAAGAAAUGACGAAUUAGCCGCUGUUGCCAAAAUUGCUCGUCAAAUAGAAACACAGAGGCUUAGAGGCGGACAAUUACUAGAUUUAGUUUUUAAAGAAGAACAAUGUCCAGCACUCAGAGAUACAAUGGAAAGAAUGAAUGUGAAAUUAUUACAGGUAUUUUUCCAUCAAUUAAUUGCAUGAACUGUAUACGGGAAUUUAUUGGAUUCGUUUAGUGAAUUUUUUGUAAGGCAGCAAGAAGGUGAUGAAUGGACAAGCAAAUACAGCUUAGAUUUAGAUAUGAUCCCAGAAUCAUGUAUCACUACAAAAUUAGCAGAAAAAGCACUCUUUAUUGGAAAAGCUGUAAGAGUUCUAGGUGAUUCUUUACCUACUGAAGAAGCUGAAAUCUUUGCUAAAGCUCUAAGACAAGCACAAAGUAAUUUUUCAAAAUUAAUUUUGGCUCAAAUUCUUGAACGGAUGAGGAAAUCUGUAGGAAAUCGUCUUUGGAACCUUGUGGUUGUAAAAUCUGAUUUAAUGGGGCAUAUCAAUGCGUUAAAGAAUUAUUUCCUUCUUUCCAGAGGAGAAUUUAUUUUAACAUUUCUUGAAGAAUCCAUGGAUAUAAUGGCACUUCCUCCUAAGCCAGACACAGCAGCCCAAGAUAUAAAUCAAGGCCCAUUUGCACAAGCUCAGUCAUCUUUAGAAGAAGAUCCCUACCUUACCAAUUUCAAGCUGUCUAUAAAACAAUCAGGCUUUACAUAUAAUGAUUUUUCAAGUAUCAAAGAUUUAUCAUUACUCAGCAAUGCUAAUCAAACUUCUAAAAACUCAAUUUCUCUUGUACAAAAUAAAUUCACAAGAAGACCUGGAGCAGUCUGGCAUUCUCGCAAGCAGCAAAUCAUGCCAGGCUUCACCUGCCAAUUCACGUUUAAAUAUAAUUCUCCUUGCUAUGCUUAUUUAAUGCUUCAAAGUGAAAAAGAAAUCUCUGGCCAAUACAGCAAAGCACCAAUAUCUCCGCCUGAAAUAGAAAAUGGGCUUGUUCUCGCAGUCACAAUAAAUGAAGGAAUAAUGAGAUUCGCCGUACAGGUUAAUCAGUUGACUGUUGCAGAGUCAGAAAAAAAAUGUGAGCUCACAACUAUAAAAGUUGGGCUGACUUAUGAAUCGGAUUUUAUUAAGGUGGAAUUAAAUGGUAAUGUGUGCAUUGACUCACAGGUAAACUUUCAAGGAAUUAAGCUUGAUGUUGGAACUUCUGCAUAUAUAGGCAUUGGCUCACAAACUGGGAUAGAGCUAUUAAACUGAGGAUUUAUCCAGACUGGAACAGGUAUGCAAACAGCUAUUUUCGACAGCUGAAGUGGCCUUACAUUGGAAUAUUGUACAGAAUGGCCAUUAAAUCUGAUGCUUUCUCCUCAAAUUCUAGACAAAUAUAUGGCACUUUUUAGAUUUUUAUUUACCUUAAAAAGAGCACAAUUUACCUUACAAAGAUCAUGAAUUACUUUAGUAAAAAAAAGAAAUCCACAGUUGCAGUCUAUGAGCGAAAUACCAAGAGAAGCAUUACAGCUGAGGGCUCAAAUGAAUUUUUUGCUUGAUAAUCUGAUAUCUUAUUUGCAGCUUGACAUAAUUCAAACACAAUUUACACUUUUUAAGAAAAAAGUAAGUGAAAGUGAAGAUUUUGAAGAAGUCAGAAGCUACCAUGAUCAAUACGUAGCGAAAACUGCUUAUCUUUGCUUUUUGCAAUUUCCUAAAAUCGUGAAAUCUAUACAAGAAAUUUCUAGAUGCUGCCAUGAGCUGUGUGGAGUGAUGGAGCGAGGGGGUGAUUUGAAAAUGGUUAGAACCACUUUUGAGCAACAGCUGCUUUUUGCAUUUAACGUCCUGAGUAGUUUAAAGGGUCAACAUACAGCUUUAGGUCAGCUGCUUUUAAGAUUGAAUUUUAAUGGCUAUUUAACUAAGCUCCAAAAAGAAGCAGAAAGACCUAGAUUAACUUACUUAAGAUAA